GGUCCUAAAAAAUCGUAUCAUUCAAAAUUUUUAGGGGCAAAUCUUUUUUCUUACAAACCACCGGGAGAUAUCUCAAAACUACCAAAUUAGUUUUUUUCUAGAUUUUCGAAUAUUUACAAAACCCUGUUUCAAAUUUGUUUCAAACAAACAGAAUUAGCCUUUUGGUUUGAACAUCCUCCUGAUAAAUACAGAAAUUCUAUUUUUUUGCCCUGUUGCAGUUUUAACUCAUAAAUCAAAUGACUAUGACAUGUCGAUAACAGAGGGAAGCUUCCCCUGCUUCAAUGGCGACUGUCACUCGUUUUCAGUCACCAUUUCAAAUUCAAAUGCCUUUAAGGAGCAUUUCAUGCGAAUUGAAAGGAAGGGGCAAAGGAAGCUGCAGAUUUCAGAGCCAGGAUAGUAAUGCUGUAAAUGUGGAAGUGGGGAGAAAAGAAUUAAGGGAUAAAAACAACAAAGACAGAGACAUAGACAAUUGGGAUGCGAAGGAUAGUGCAAAGCAUUAUAGAAUAGAUAUGUGGGGCGCUCCGUAUUUUGCUAUUAAUCUCCAUGGGAAUAUCUGUGUCCGCCCCUAUGGCACUUCAGAUGGUUCAGAUGAAAUUGAUAUUAUGAAUUUGAUUGAUUCCCUGCAAAGCUUGGAUGUGAAACCGCCCAUGGUUAUCAGAUUUCCUGACAUAUUAUUUCAUCGGAUGAGAAGAUUGCAAGAAUGCUUUAAUAAGGCCAUUUCCAAAUAUGAUUACCAACAAUCUUUUCAAGGAGUCUUUCCAAUAAAAUGUAAUCAUGAUCCCUUUCUGUUAGAUGAUAUUGUUGAGUUUGGGCAUCAAUUCAAAUUUGGCUUGGAGGUUGGGUCAAAGCCAGAACUUCUUAUCGCCAUUUCCAAAAUAUGCUGCAACAGAGAUGGACUUGUCAUCUGCAAUGGAUACAAGGACAGGACUUACAUUGAAACUGCUCUAUUAGCAAUGCGAUUGGGUAUUAAAGUUGUACUAGUCCUUGAGCAGAUGGAAGAGCUGAAUCUAGUGAUCAAAACCAGCAGAGCAUUGAAGGUUCAGCCAGUAAUUGGGGUAAGAGCCAAGCUUAGCACCAAGCACAAUGGUCACUGGGCUGGAACCUCUGGUGAUAGUGGGAAAUUUGGACUCAGUAUCAAUAAACUCGUUCAAGUUGUGCACAGGCUCAGAAAAGAAAACAUGUUGCAAUGCUUGCAAUUGCUUCAUUUUCAUAUUGGUUCUCAGAUACGAUCUAUUUCAACUAUAAAGGAUGCCAUAGAUGAAGGGAGUCAAAUCUACUGUGAAUUAGCUCUGAUGGGUGCCCCUAUGCAUUACAUUGAUGUUGGAGGUGGGCUUGGGAUUGACUAUGAUGGUACAAAGAGCCCAUCUAAUGUUUCAAUCAACUAUAGCAUGCAAGACUAUGCAAACUACAUCAUAGCUGCUUUGCGGGAUGCCUGUUUUCUCAAAGGGAUUUCUCAGCCAGUAAUUGUGUCUGAGAGUGGGAGAGCUUUGGCUUCGCAUCAUUCAGUCAUUGUGUUUGAUGUAUUAAGUGUCAGCCAGCGGAUGCAACCAAAGUUUAUUAGCAAGCAAGAGAGUUCGGGCACAACUAUAGUGCAAAGUAUAGAUAAAGCAGAUUAUUCAGGUUCAAUUAUGCAUGCAAAUAUCAAUGAUCAGGAGGAUUGCAACCCUGGGGAUGAUCUACUCUCAAGUUUCCAUGAAGUCUCAAGAACUAUGUGCCAGCAAAAUCUUUUGGAAGCUUUUAAUGAUGCAAAGCAGUUAAAACAAAAAGCAGAGACCUUGUUCAAACUUGGUUUCCUCAGUCUUGAGGACAGGGCACAAAUGGAAACUCUUUAUGAUGCAAUUUCAUAUACUUUCCUGGACAAUUAUAGGGACUCUGAUUUGCCAGAUGAAUUAGAAAAGCUUAAAAACUCACUGGCUGCAAUAUAUCAUAUCAACUUAUCUAUUUUCCGAUCUGUACCUGAUUCAUGGGCCAUAAGUCAUGUUUUUCCUGUCAUGCCUCUGCAUCGAUUGCAUGAGAAGCCAACUGCACAAGCAACCUUGGCUGAUUUGACAUGUGACAGUGAUGGAAAGAUAGAGAACUUUAUAGGACCUAGUGGGGAAGUUGAAAAUGUGCUUUCUGUGCAUCAUUUACGUGAAGGAGAACCAUACUACAUGGGGCUAUUUCUUGCUGGUGUUUAUCAGGAAGUUAUGGGAAGCGCUCAUAAUUUGUUUGGAGGAAUAAAUGUCAUUCACGUGAGGUUGAAAGCAUUAAACAAUAUCGGUAAAGCUAAUGAUAGCAAAAGUAAAGGGCAAUAUACUUUUGAUCGAAUAGUGGAGGGCCAGACAGCUGAAGAAAUAUUAUUUUCUGUCCAACACAAUGGAAGCAAAAUGAUUGAAGAUCUACAGAGGGAAGCUGAAGAAGCUGUUAGGAAUGGUUGUUUGUCUAUGGAAGAAGCUGAUAUACUAAUAGAAAACUACAAAUGUAGCCUUAAUUCUUAUCCUUACCUAACAAAAUAAAUGGAUGCAGUUAAAUUCGAGUUUACAAAUUUCUAUUCACAUAUGUGGAAGCUAAUGCUAGUUCCAUACAGUAAACUAUUUGGUAACUUCAUGUGGCAAAUUGUGCCAUCAUUUAAAGGCAAUUUUUGGAUAGCCCUCAUUAAUCAUCUUUGAGCAUUAUAUAAUUUGAAGUAGGAUUUGUUUGCAGAAUUGGGGAUUCCUGGUUGCCAUGCAUACACGAUCACUUGCUUCCUGGCAAUUCUUGUUUUCCUUUAUACUUUUCACUUGCAUAUCCGAUGGCUUUCUUUCGUCCGAGUCCCUACAAUUAGCUUUUUUCAAUGAUCA
Cryptomeria japonica (Japanese cedar) is the source of this 2819-nucleotide messenger RNA. RefSeq lists its product as uncharacterized. Gene Ontology annotation, biological process: L-arginine catabolic process; spermidine biosynthetic process. Gene Ontology annotation, molecular function: arginine decarboxylase activity. The record is from RefSeq and is a predicted model, not a curated record. NCBI's taxonomy places the organism in Eukaryota, Viridiplantae, Streptophyta, Pinopsida, Cupressales, Cupressaceae. The coding region runs from base 282 to 2495 and encodes 737 amino acids. The transcript has 10 exons.